Synchiropus splendidus (mandarinfish) is the source of this 3134-nucleotide messenger RNA. RefSeq names its product CMRF35-like molecule 1. The record is from RefSeq and is a predicted model, not a curated record. Lineage: Eukaryota; Metazoa; Chordata; Actinopteri; Syngnathiformes; Callionymidae. Bases 2027 to 2893 code for a protein of 288 amino acids. The transcript has 9 exons.
GAACCAGUAACCAACAGAAAGUCAUGUAUUCCGAGAUGCCUCUGAUGAUUCUGGCCUGUUUUCUGGCAGUGGGGUCAGACGUGGCGAAUGGUUUGAGACGAACAGGGAAGGAGGGGGAAGAUAUCAAAAUUACAUGUUCUCACUCAAAUGCUUACGGCAACAAGAAGUAUUUCUGCAGAGGAGAAUGUGACUACGAAGAUAUCCUCAUAACCAGCGAAGGUCCAAACACAGCCAAGUAUCACAUAACUGAUAGAGGGAAUGAUUUCGAUGUGACCAUUUAUAACCUGGUGGUGAACGACUCAGGAUUGUACUGGUGUGGAAUAGACAGAGUUGGCGUGGACACGUAUACUAGAGUUGACCUCACCGUUGAAAAAGCUCCAGAGGUCACUGACACGUCAGGUCAAAGUAAAGACUCAACUCGACCCUCAGACACUGUGGUGUACAUCGGAGCAGGACUCGGGAUUUGCUUCACGAUUCUGGUUUUGGUCCUCCUUUUGCUCUUCCUCCUACGAAGAAGACGCUCUGCCGACCCAGAUGAGAAACCAGACGGUCGCUCGGCCAACUCUCCAGAUCCAGCAGUCAUUUACUCUGACGUCACUUUGAACAGAACAAGGUCACCUGGACCUAUGCCCACCAUCGUGCCACCAUCUGAAGCGGUCACCUAUUCUACCAUCAGGGGCGCUCACGCUGACUCAGUCUGACUUCCCUCUGUGUUGCAUGGACUUCCCCUGCCUCGUGCCUCAAGUGGCUGACUCCAGAUGUAGUAUGUGCAUAUAUACUUGUCGAACAAUAUUUCAGUGCAAAGGCUGGGCGAAUUUUGAUGACAGUUUUUGUAAUAUUUUAUAUAUACAUAUUAUAUUUAUUCGUGCAACCGCGCAUCCUUUUUACAUUUAACAUUUAGAUUUAGUUUCUCGCAAAUGUUUUGCUAAGUGUUUGAAAGUAAUGAACUUCAUAACAAAAAAAGAUGUCUCUUUUUAAUAAAUUAAACUUGACAAGCACAGUUUAAGGCCAUGUUCACACAGCAACGGCACCAGGUCCUUGACUGUGUGUUACGGAUCAUUGUUCUGUUGAAAUGUCCACCCUCUUUCCAUCUUCUGUACAUCAUCUGUCUCCACAUUUUCCAUUCCUCUUUCCCUUUAUUGUACUUAGUUUGUUAGGACCAUACGCAGGGAGAAACAGGCCCACACCAUGGCGUUCCCACCUCCAAACGUCAGUGCAGGUGUGGUGUUUUGGGGGUGAAGUGCAGUGCCAUUUUUCCUCCAGACAUGAUGUGCAUUUGGGACUCAUCUGAGCGGAAUGUAUUUCACAGGCUUGUCUCGAGUCUUGUGUGGUGAACUGACAUACAUGCCAUGACGUUUGAGCGCAUUACUUUUGCUUCCUUUGAAACCACUGCACCUGCUACUUCCAUGUCUUCCUGAGGCCCUUGGCUCGUGGACAGCUCUUCUGAUCAUUCUUUUCACGCCUCUCUGUGAGAAAUGUUGCCAGGAGUGUGGCUUGUUUAUGGCGACUGCAGCACCAGCAGUGCUGACUGGGACAUUCAGAGGUGUAGAAAUACAUCUGUAACCAAUUCCAUCAUGAGGUUUUGGAACAUGAGGUUGCUGAGGUCUUGAGAGAGCAUCUUGUUUUUACUCAUCAUGAGAAGAUUCUUUCGAAUUACUGGUUUGUUCCAGCUGAUGUUUGACAUGACAUGGACAUCUGUGGUUUAAAGUCAGGCAUAUGUGGAUCUCACAGGAUGUAGUCCAGAUGUAGUAGAAGUAUCAUGUCGAACGCACCAUUAGAAAUGUAUUUACUGAGUGAAAUGGUGAUUUGUUCAAAACCCAUUUCCCCCGCUGUAUGUGUGUGUGUGUGAGAGGGAGAGGUCUUGACAAGCAGGGUUUCCUCUCGUGUGCGUCAGAACUACCACAAACCAUUUCACAGGAACUGGCUGUUCUGAAGGGUCACAUCAGACUGAUGAGUUUUUUCACUGAAGAUGAAGCAGGAACCUGAGAAACUGACAAGGAUGAUCAGAAAGUACUGAGCCAGAAGAAUGGAGAUCAAUUCUCUGAUGGUUCUGCUCUGUUUUCUGGCAGGGGUUUCAGACGUGGACGCGUAUCAUCUGAGACUAACAGGGAAGGAGGGGGAAGAUAUCACAAUUACAUGUUCUCACUCCAAUGCUUACAGCAACACAAAGUUUUUUUGCACAAAAGAUUGUUCCCUCAAAGGUUCUCUAAUGACCAGCGAAGGUCCAAACACAACCAAGUAUCGCAUAAUUGAUAGAGGGAAUGAUUUUGAUGUGACCAUUUAUAACCUGGAGGUGAACGACUCAGGAACAUACUGGUGUGGAAUAGACAGAGUUGGCCUGGACACAUAUAAUAAAGUUCACCUCACCGUUGUUGAAAAGCCAAGGGAGGAGAAGAAAGAACCAGAUGAGAAGAAGAAUAGCAGUGCAACCAUGACGAAUGAAACUGUUGCGAAGAGGAAUGAGACUGUAAAUGAGGACAGUGAAACUGUUGAGGUGAAGAACAAAACUGAGGAGGAGAGGAACGUCACUGACACAACAGUUGAAAUAACAAAACCACCUCCAUCCUCAGUAACUGAGCAGCAUGUUGGAGCAGGACUUGGGAUUUGCUUUGGGGUUCUGGUGUUGGUCCUUUUCUUCUGCCUCCAACGAAGGAGAUACUUUGGAGGAACACCUGCCGACCUAGAUGAAAAACCAGACCGCCGCUCCACCGACUCUCCAGAUCAAGCAGCUGUCAUUUACUCUGACGUCACUGCGGACAGAGCCUUCCAGGUUCCUGCAGAUGACGCGCUCUACUGCAACAUGCCCUCCAGCCAACCCAGGAGCAUGGAAGGGCCUCCAUCUGAGGAGGUCACCUAUUCUGCCAUCAGAGGAGCUCAUGCUGAUCCAGUCUGACUUCCCUUCUCUGUUGCUCACUGUAGCGCUGCAUUCACAUCUGACUCCAUGCUGUUUAGUGACAUGUCGCCAAGUGGUUUCUGAUCCUUUCCUCAGAGAUCUGUCUCAGCUGACACUAGCCGAUGUCCCUGACUUUGCGACACUGAACAUGGAUAUUUUUGGAUGUAUUAUCAGGGAAGAACAAACCUGCAGUGCAAAGAUUUAGAUGAGUAAUGUGAUGAGUAAAGUUUUGUUUGUAAUA